Lottia gigantea (owl limpet) is the source of this 822-nucleotide messenger RNA. RefSeq lists its product as hypothetical. The record is from RefSeq and is a predicted model, not a curated record. Lineage: Eukaryota; Metazoa; Mollusca; Gastropoda; Lottiidae. The coding region runs from base 1 to 822 and encodes 273 amino acids. The transcript has a single exon.
AUGUCUACUAGUGACACUAUGAACUAUUUGUUUUAUAUUGGCGUAUUAAUACCUACUAUUAUAACUAUCGUACUAUUUGUUAUAUUUAUGGUUUGUUUAAAGAGAAUCAAAGCCAGACGUGAUGUGCUGUACAAGAAACAUGACCCUCAUGGUCGUAUGAGAGAACUAGGGGUACCAAUGGUGCCCCCAUCCCCACCAAACUUUGAUGAAAUCAUUCCUGAUAUUGAGGUUGAUAUGGAUGGUAACGAUAAUAAUGGAUAUCAAGUGAGUCGCAGUCCCUCCACAGAAAAUGAAAAUAGUGCUAAUCGUUCACCUAAUGGUGCUCAAAUGUAUAAUACAUGUCCGGACAGUGGGAUGUCUGGAUUAAGUGAAGUGACAACUUGUAAAGAUCGUCCACGCUCUCAAGCAUCACAUAGUUCUACUGACUCUGAGGAUUCAGGAUUCCGAAGUUCUCGUUCUGGACAAUAUCUUCCUAGUGCCAACCAGUCUCAAGAUGUUCCACUAUUAAAACCUAUCAAAUCCCACAGGGACUCAUGUUUGAGUCAAUCAGUAAGGUUUUCUAAAAGUGAACGGACCCCUGUGAUUAAAACCAGUGCACGAGAUGAUCUCGCUAUAUCCAAUGGUAAAAAUCAAAUAAACUUAAACGAUAUUCAAGUAAGCAGCCAUCUUAGUUGGCAAUAUUUACAGAAUUUAUCUUCACGAAAUUUACCAUGUCAACAGCCACAAAAUAAUCCAAAUACAUUUACAGUGGCUCAAGUCCACAGACAGUCAGCGUGUCGUGAACAGACUCCAGCUAGUGAUUUUGGUUUUUCUGUUGUGUGA